CUGGGUGCGGGCUCGCUGCACGCACUUAGCUGGCUAGCUAGCACCGCAAUCUUUGUCUCGGGGCGGAACCAGAGGCUCUCCGGGUUCUCGCGAGAAGCUCGCGGCUGCUGGGUCGUGCGGUGUCCUAGCCCCCGCGGGCCCUUGAGGGGCCGAAGAUGGGGGUGUGCAUGGUGAAACCUCAGCUCCUGUGGCUGGUCUUCGUCCUCCAGCCCUGGAAACCCUGCUUAGGUGCGGACCCGGAGAAGCCCUCCAGCAUCCCCACAGAUAAAUUAUUAGUCAUAACUGUAGCAACAAAAGAAAGUGAUGGAUUCCAUCGGUUUAUGCAGUCAGCCAAAUACUUCAAUUACACUGUGAAGGUCCUUGGUCAAGGAGAGGAGUGGAGAGGUGGUGAUGGAAUUAAUAGCAUUGGAGGGGGCCAAAAAGUGAGAUUAAUGAAGGAAGUUAUGGAACAUUAUGCCAGUCAAGAGGAUCUGGUUGUCUUGUUUACUGAAUGCUUUGAUGUUAUAUUUGCUGGUGGUCCAGAGGAAGUUCUAAGAAAGUUCCAAAAGUCAAAUCACAAAGUGGUCUUUGCAGCAGAUGGAAUUUUGUGGCCAGAUAAAAGACUAGCAGACAAGUAUCCUGUUGUGCACAUUGGGAAACGCUACCUGAAUUCAGGAGGAUUUAUUGGUUAUGCUCCAUAUAUCAACCGUAUAGUUCAACAGUGGAAUCUACAGGAUAAUGAUGAUGAUCAGCUGUUUUAUACUAAAAUUUACAUUGAUCCACUGAAGAGGGAAGCUCUUAACAUCACAUUGGAUCACAAAUGCAAAAUUUUCCAGGCUUUAAAUGGAGCUGUAGAUGAAGUUGUUUUGAAAUUUGAAAAUGGCAAAGCCAGAGCUAAGAAUGUAUUUUAUGAAACAUUACCAGUGGCAAUUAAUGGAAAUGGACCCACCAAGAUUCUCCUGAAUUAUUUCGGGAACUAUGUACCUAAUGCAUGGACACAGGAUAAAGGCUGCACUUUCUGUGAAUUGGAUACAAUUGACUUGUCUACAGUAAAUGUCUACCCAAAUGUAACAAUAGGUGUUUUUAUUGAGCAACCAACCCCUUUUCUACCUCGAUUUCUGGACACAUUACUGACUCUGGAUUACCCAAAAGAAGCACUUAAAGUAUUUAUUCAUAACAAAGAAGUUUAUCAUGAGAAGGACAUCAAGGUAUUUUUUGAUAAAGCUAAACAUGAAAUCAGUACUAUAAAAAUAGUAGGACCGGAAGAAAAUCUAAGUCAAGCCGAAGCCAGAAAUAUGGGAAUGGAUUUUUGCCGCCAGGAUGACAGCUGUGAUUAUUACUUUAGUGUGGAUGCAGAUGUUGUUUUGACAAACCCAAGGACGUUAAAGAUCUUGAUUGAACAAAACAGAAAAAUCAUUGCUCCUCUUGUAACUCGCCAUGGAAAGCUGUGGUCCAACUUCUGGGGAGCACUUAGUCCUGAUGGAUACUAUGCACGAUCUGAAGAUUAUGUGGAUAUUGUUCAAGGGAAUAGAGUAGGGAUAUGGAAUGUCCCAUACAUGGCUAAUGUAUACUUAAUUAAAGGAAAGACUCUUCGAGCAGAAAUGAAUGAAAGGAACUAUUUUGUUCGUGAUAGACUGGAUCCUGACAUGGCUCUUUGCCGAAAUGCUAGAGAAAUGACUUUACAAAGGGAAAAAGACUCCCCUACUCCGGAAACAUUCCAAAUGCUCAGCCCCCCAAAGGGUGUAUUUAUGUACAUUUCUAAUAGACAUGAAUUUGGAAGACUAUUAUCAACUGCUAAUUACAAUACUUCCCAUUAUAACAAUGACCUUUGGCAGAUUUUUGAAAAUCCUGUGGACUGGAAGGAAAAGUAUAUAAACCGUGAUUAUUCAAAGAUUUUCACUGAAAAUAUAGUUGAACAGCCUUGUCCAGAUGUCUUUUGGUUUCCAAUAUUUUCUGAAAAAGCCUGUGAUGAGUUGGUGGAAGAAAUGGAACAUUAUGGCCAGUGGUCUGGAGGGAAGCAUCACGAUAGCCGUAUAUCUGGUGGUUAUGAAAAUGUCCCAACUGAUGAUAUCCACAUGAAACAAAUUGAUCUGGAGAAUGUAUGGCUUCAUUUUAUCCGGGAGUUUAUUGCACCAGUUACACUGAAAGUCUUUGCAGGCUAUUAUACGAAGGGGUUUGCAUUAUUGAAUUUUGUGGUAAAAUACUCCCCAGAUAGACAGCGUUCUCUUCGUCCUCAUCAUGAUGCUUCUACGUUUACCAUCAACAUUGCACUCAAUAACGUGGGAGAAGAUUUUCAGGGAGGUGGAUGCAAAUUUCUAAGGUACAAUUGCUCUAUUGAAUCACCCAGAAAGGGAUGGAGCUUCAUGCAUCCAGGGAGACUCACGCAUCUACAUGAAGGACUUCCUGUUAAAAACGGAACGAGAUACAUCGCAGUGUCAUUUAUCGACCCCUAAGUUAUUCACUCCCAUUUGAAUGAAUCAUUGUUUCUUUUGGAACUGAUAACUGGCAUGAACAUGUCUGAAGUUGUGCUUGAGAAGAUGAGAAGAAUAUUUAAGUAACUUCAACAGAACAACUUCUCUUUGGGCCAAACAUUUGAAAAACUUUAUAAAUUUUUUUUGGAUAUAUCCUAAUGUCUGCUCUGAGCCUUAAAACACAGAUUGAAGAAGAAAGAAAAAGUUAAAGUGGAUAUUUAUUUCUUUGCGUUAUCGUGUCUGAGAAUAGUGACAAUUUCCUGAAUUUUUGUUUAAGCUGAUAAAAUAUUCAGGUACAAAUGUACAAGUGACAAAUGAGACUAAUGAUAUUUUCAUAUUUAACAAAGCCUGGGAGGAAUUUUAUUUAUCAACAUUUAGAUAAAAUGAAAAUUGGCAAUUUUUGAAAUGUUGGAAAACUGGAAUUCUGACUGAAUUUGUGUGCAAUUAAUGUGUAAGUACUUUUUUGACCUCCUUUGUAGGUAUGUUUUACGGUAGUUCCUGAUGGAAUACGAAGAACAGUGUUAUACAAUGUUUUUCCUUAAGAACUUAGUGCAAAAUACAAUGACUUGCAUAUCCAGUUGAAAACAUUUUUGUUUAGAUUGUUAAGACAGAUUUUUUUACAUCUGUAUUAGAAAUAAAGCCCUAUGUUCAUUCCUUCAGAUGAAUUUUCCAAGGUAGAUUAUAUUAAGUGGAUAUUAGAUUUAGAAAAGCUUUCAAACCUUUCCAUUCCUUAAGUAUCAUUAAGUGUCCUUAAGUCAAAGAAGGUGUUUGUUUUUAAUUCUAGAAAGUUAUAAGGAUUAAUUUUUCUUUGAGAUGAGUAGCAGCAUUUUAUGAUUAAAAUUUUUUUUUUAAGUACUUGAAUUUUAUAUCAGGAAAAUAAGUUGGUGAGCCUCUCUUCCCUUUUUCCCUUUGCCUCACUCCUGAUUCUCUUCUUUAGGGAGGGUUAUUCACUUUUUUUUGGUCUUCCCAGUUAGUCUCCAUUUUAUCCUUCUUGCUCUUUGUAUUAGCUUUUUUAAAUCCCACUUUGAAAUAAUUUCCCUAUACAAAAAAAUUUGUGCCUUGAUUUUCACCAUUUCUCUCAGUGAGGUUUAAAUAUCUUUA
Messenger RNA from Pteronotus mesoamericanus, 3551 nucleotides. RefSeq names its product procollagen-lysine,2-oxoglutarate 5-dioxygenase 2 (gene PLOD2). Bases 156 to 2432 code for a protein of 758 amino acids. The record is from RefSeq and is a predicted model, not a curated record. Gene Ontology annotation, biological process: peptidyl-lysine hydroxylation. Lineage: Eukaryota; Metazoa; Chordata; Mammalia; Chiroptera; Mormoopidae. Gene Ontology annotation, cellular component: endoplasmic reticulum. Gene Ontology annotation, molecular function: iron ion binding; procollagen-lysine 5-dioxygenase activity; L-ascorbic acid binding. The transcript has 20 exons.